AUGGCUUCCUCCAUCCCGGGACCCGUCCCUUUGCCCCAAUCCAGAUAUGACUUGGACACCUACUGGGGCAGAGUCAAGCACUGUGCUGAGAUCUCCGACCCUACCAUGUUGCUCAACACCUCCUCCGACAUCGAGAGUGCCAAAAGAAAAAUCUGGGACUACCGUAACGGCGUCACUCUGGCCAUGUCACCAGACCUCUGGCGGGCCAAGAAGAUCUUGGACUCCACAUUGCACCCAGACACCGGCGAAACCGUGUUUCUUCCAUUCAGAAUGAGCUCGUGUGUGUUGUCCAACUUGGUGGUCACAGGAGGCAUGUUAACACCCGGAUUGGGCACCGCAGGUACCUUGUUCUGGCAGGUGGCUAACCAGUCGUUGAACGUGGCUAUCAACACCGCCAACGCCAACAAGUCCCACCCCUUGACCACCCAGCAAAUCAUCACCAAUUACUCGUUGGCUGUGGGAGCUUCGUGCUCGGUGGCGUUGGGGUUGAACGCCAUUGUGCCUCGCUUGAAGUCUUUAAAGCCCAACACCAAGAUGAUUUUGGGCAGAUUGGUGCCUUUUGCAGCCGUGGUGUCCGCUGGAAUUGUCAACGUGUUCUUGAUGAGAUCUGAGGAGAUCAAGAAGGGAAUCACUGUGUUCGAUCACAACGGCGAGGCGGUAGGUACCUCCAAAACUGCAGCCUGGUACGCUGUCGGAGAGACGGCUGCUAGCAGAGUCAUUAACGCCACUCCCGUCAUGGUGAUUCCCCCAUUGAUUUUGGUCAGAUUGCAACAAUCGAGGCUCUUGAAGGGCAAGUCCAAGAUGUUGGAGACCAUGGCUAACAUGGGUUUGAUCUUCACUACUGCGCUUGUGGCCUUGCCAUUUGCGUUGGCUGUUUUUCCACAAAGAAGACAAUUGCCCGUCACGAAGUUGGAACCAAAGUUCCAUGCUUUGAAGGACAAGGAAGGCAAUGAGAUCAAGGCUUUAGAAUUCAAUAGAGGAAUUUAA
Messenger RNA from Suhomyces tanzawaensis NRRL Y-17324, 987 nucleotides. RefSeq lists its product as uncharacterized. The record is from RefSeq and is a predicted model, not a curated record. NCBI's taxonomy places the organism in Eukaryota, Fungi, Ascomycota, Pichiomycetes, Serinales, Debaryomycetaceae. Gene Ontology annotation, biological process: monoatomic ion transport; mitochondrial transmembrane transport. Gene Ontology annotation, cellular component: mitochondrial inner membrane. Gene Ontology annotation, molecular function: monoatomic ion transmembrane transporter activity. Bases 1 to 987 code for a protein of 328 amino acids. The transcript has a single exon.